GAGAGCAUAAAUUCGUCGCAGACUAGGCUCAGAAUCAAUGAACCCACCAAACUAACAAACUCCAUAAUUGAAACAAACAAAGAAAAAAGUGGAUUCUCAAAAUUGAAUGAAGCAACGAACGAUUCAACAUCAAAUCUAGCUGAAUUAUUGUUUCGCGUUGAUUGAUUGAUCCGGAGAAAGGCGAUGACAUCGCCUGGAUCGAAGAAAGUUGUUACCACCGACGACGGAUCGGAGAAGAAAGUUUCCGGCAAUCUCGGAAAAGUAAGUUUUUCCGGAGAUCUUAAUCAUAGUGGAAGCCAUAGUGGAAGCCAUAGUCGUAGCAGCAGCAGCGCCGGAGGUGGUGAAGGAGGAACGUUUGAGUAUUUCGGAUGGGUUUAUCAUUUGGGUGUGAAUAAGAUCGGUCAUGAGUACUGUAAUCUUCGUUUCCUUUUCAUUAGAGGCAAAUAUGUUGAGAUGUAUAAAAGAGAUCCUCAUGAGAACCCAGACAUUAAACCUAUAAGGCGUGGUGUCAUAGGGCCGACAAUGGUGAUUGAAGAGCUAGGACGUCGAAAAGUUAAUCAUGGGGAUGUCUACGUUAUAAGGUUCUAUAACCGGUUGGACGAGUCAAGGAAAGGAGAAAUUGCUUGUGCUACUGCUGGAGAAGCCCUGAAAUGGGUUGAGGCUUUUGAGGAAGCAAAGCAGCAGGCUGAAUAUGCACUAUCGAGAGGCGGAAGUACAAGAACAAAGUUAAGCAUGGAGGCCAACAUCGAUCUGGAAGGACAUCGGCCUAGAGUACGGCGUUAUGCUUAUGGAUUAAAAAAGCUUAUCCGAAUUGGGCAAGGUCCAGAGUCUCUUUUGAGGCAAUCAUCUACCCUGGUUAAUGAUGUCAGGGGUGAUGGUUUCUAUGAGGGUGGUGACAAUGGAGAUGCAAUCGAGGCACACGAAUGGAAAUGUGUUCGUACAAUCAAUGGUGUUAGGAUUUUUGAAGAUGUUGCUAACUUCAAGGCUGGUCGAGGAGUUCUUGUGAAAGCCGUUGCUGUAGUUGAAGCAAGUGCGGAUACCGUGUUCGAAGUACUUUUGAACAUUGACAAACAUCAAAGAUACGAGUGGGAUGCAGUAACAGGUGAUUCGGAAAAGAUAGACUCAUACGAGGGUCACUAUGAUGUCAUUUAUUGCAUAUACGAUCCUAAAUAUCUUUCGCGAUGGCAGUCAAAGAGAGAUUUUGUGUUCUCUAGACAGUGGGUUCGUGGGCAAGAUGGGACAUAUACAAUCUUACAGUUUCCAGCAGUGCAUAAGAAACGGCCUGCAAAGUCUGGAUAUCGACGUACAGAAAUCACGCCAUCAACUUGGGAAAUCAAAAGCUUAAAAAAGCGCAGCGAUGCAGAAACUCCAAGUUGUCUUGUAACACACAUGCUAGAAAUCCACUCUAAACGUUGGUGCAAAUGGAAGAGGACCAGCUACUCAAAGUUUGAAAAGACUAUUCCAUAUGCAUUACUCCUCCAAGUAGCAGGUCUGAAGGAGUACAUUGGAGCAAACCCAGCCUUCAAGUAUGAAACUUCCGCCACGGUUGUCCAGUCCAAGUUCCAAGAUGUCCCCAAUGGUGAAUAUGUAGAUGAAGAAAUGGAGGAGCAGUUUUAUGAUGCCACGGACUCAUCAUCUGGAGAAGAGGAUGAGGAGGAAAGCGAUGACGAUGAUGAAAAUCAGGACAAUAAGGAGAUAAAAGUUAAACUGAAGAAUGUUUCAUGGGCAAUCGCUAGCUUAUCUUUGAAGCGACCUAAAGCUCCAGGCGCAAGUAAUGUAUUAGACGCUAGUGUUGAUCCUGUGAGUAUCGAUCCAAGUCAGUUCCAAGGAUCUCUGCGCAAAGGAAAUGGUGAUAAGGACUCAAAUUGCUGGAAUUCUCCUAGUGGCAUGGGGUUUAUGAUCAGGGGAAAGACCUACCUAAAAGAUAAUGCAAAGGUGAUGGGUGGGCAGCCCCUUCUAACACUUAUAUCAGUGGAUUGGUUCAAAGUUGAUAGUGCUGUAGACAACAUCGCCCUGCAUCCAAAAUGUCUUAUCCAGUCGGAACCUGGGAAAAAGCUCCCAUUCAUCCUAGUCAUCAAUCUACAGGUACCAGCAAAGCCUAACUAUUGUCUGGUACUCUACUAUGCUGCGGAUCGACCUGUAAACAAGACUUCAUCCCUGGGAAAAUUCGUGGAUGGGAGUGACAGUUACCGCGACGCAAGAUUUAAGCUAAUUCCAAGUAUUGUUCAGGGAUAUUGGAUGGUCAAGCGGGCUGUUGGAACAAAAGCCUGCUUGCUCGGUAAAGCUGUGACCUGUAAGUACCUGAGGCAGGAUAACUUUUUGGAGAUUGAUGUAGAUAUUGGAUCAUCGGCUGUUGCGAGGAGCGUUAUUGGUCUGGUCCUUGGUUAUGUCACAAGCCUCAUUGUUGAUCUCGCCAUCUUGAUUGAGGGAAAGGAGGAAAGCGAUUUGCCCGAGUAUAUCCUUGGGACAGUUCGACUUAACCGAAUAGAGCUGGACUCAGCCGUAUCAUUUGAGGUUUGAGAUUUGAUCAAGGAUUAAAGAUUUUAUCCGAUUGUAACAAUGAAAUUGUCGUACUUAAUCUCACUGCAAUCAAUAACUGCAGGAAUGAGACCAUCCAGUGCCGACUAUAACAUGUGACAUAUGUCUUAUGGAUUGCGACCCUUUGGCCAAAACAAAAAUAACAUAUGAAUAAUGAAAGAUUGAACCGUACAAUUUUUCUUCUUUUCUUUCAGAGAUUGUAAGCUCAGACGAGUGAAGAGGUUUAGUUUUUUCAAGGUGGAAUGGUUUAUAAGUUAAUGAACUUUGAAGUCGUUACUGAUAAAAGAUUUGACUUUUUGCUAAGUGUUGAGAAUGAAUUUAAUUGUUUAACAUGUCAAGUUUAGUG
Molecule: messenger RNA, 2884 nt
Organism: Arabidopsis thaliana (thale cress)
Lineage: Eukaryota; Viridiplantae; Streptophyta; Magnoliopsida; Brassicales; Brassicaceae
Product: ENHANCED DISEASE RESISTANCE protein (DUF1336)
Exons: 22
Coding region: 184-2520 (778 amino acids)
Molecular function (GO): lipid binding
Source: RefSeq, marked reviewed